AUGGCCGCCAUGUCCCACUUAAUACACCUCACGGCCAUCGACCGCCCAGACUCGCGGGUCAGUAUGGCGUUAUCCGACUCAACGUACCAUAGUUUUCAGGACAACGAUUUGCCCGAACCAGAGGCACCAUCCCGGCCUAUUGAGAACAAACCCAUCACUGUGCGCCCGCCACCCACGGUAGUCGACGCCAAAGAGGAGGAGUGCGAGCCCAUGGCUGGCGCAAUGCGUCGGCAGGACUCCGGUUACGAAUCGAUCAUCACGCGUGAAACAUUAUCAUCUCAACCUAGGACAUCGUCACCUGCCUCUUUUUCCUCCGCACGGCAGCGCCGCACCCGGCCACCAAACCGCCGGUCUCCAAAGUUAGCACCCGUAUCACACCGUCCCCGGAGCGCCCUCCACACCGUCUCUCCUCCAGGCACAUCCCGAUCACACUCAUCCCAGCCCCAGCAACCAGUCUCGUACUUUUAUUUCCCGCACUUCACCUCCUCAGAUCCCGCGCUAGUCGAACCGGGACUCAUGGCCGACGACCGCAACCCCAAGGAUUCCACUUCCACAGCCACCUACGCCCUACGCUGUGAUUCACAGUCGCACCAGCUGCCGCCCCAAACGACACACUACUGGACCAGUGACCGAACAAGGAGACUUGAGUAUGCCGCCAUUGACGCGGCAAGCAAAGGGGUCCGUGGUUGGGUGAUGCGGCACGUGGUGCCAGACUGCUUUGUUCCUCAGAGCAAGCGGCGGGUCGGUUUCGAGGAUGACCGGGGUAGUGUGGUGCGGUACCGCCUCGACUUGGACACGGACGAGGGCAUGGAGAAGCCUCAGUCAAUCAGAGAAGGAGGCUGGAAGGGGUGGUUGUUCAGCAGCCGCCGUCGUUGA
Dichotomopilus funicola is the source of this 876-nucleotide messenger RNA. RefSeq lists its product as uncharacterized. The transcript has a single exon. The coding region runs from base 1 to 876 and encodes 291 amino acids. NCBI's taxonomy places the organism in Eukaryota, Fungi, Ascomycota, Sordariomycetes, Sordariales, Chaetomiaceae. The record is from RefSeq and is a predicted model, not a curated record.